This is a messenger RNA of Chondrus crispus (carragheen), 1588 nucleotides long. RefSeq lists its product as hypothetical. The record is from RefSeq and is a predicted model, not a curated record. Bases 1 to 1368 code for a protein of 455 amino acids. The transcript is spliced from 4 exons. NCBI's taxonomy places the organism in Eukaryota, Rhodophyta, Florideophyceae, Gigartinales, Gigartinaceae.
AUGGCUAUCGAGAACGAUGGUAACGCAAGCAAAGUUUAUAUAAAGCGGUCCCCCUUUCGCUGCCAACCCCUUUCCCGUCGCAAGGAGCAAACUGCCAAUAUGUUUUCCCCCAUUGUCCCCCUUUUCUUCCUCCUACUUCCUCUAGCCUCAUGCAUGCCGCAGUUUCUCGCGCGCAUUCCCAACGGCGGCGCAAGUGUGAUCCCUAACUCCGGCCUAACCUGCCUCGCCCUCGGUCACGAGCAAUGCAUUCCCGGUGCGCCUCGCAACUCUUUUGGACUCGAUUUCAAGGCUGCAGAAUUCCGCUGGACCCUCGCCUUGUGCCAAAAGGACUCUGACGGGGAUGGACUCACCAAUGGCGAGGAGCUGGGAGAUCCCUGCUGCGAGUGGACAGAGGUCAACAAAAUUCCCUUGCGAACGAUAUUCCUCAGCCAUCCUGGGGAUAAAGACGAGAACGGCGCGAAGGACGGUCCGAAAUGCCGUAGUAUGUCUGGCCAAGGUCCAGAGACUACGCCGCCAACCACGACUACGCCGGUUACAAGUGGACCUCGAUUGACGACCACGAUGCCACCUACAACGAGGAGUCCAACGACGGCUAGGCCUCCACCCACAACCAGGCGUCGAAUGAUGACUAGGGCUCCACCUACAACCAGGAGUCGAACGACGACUAGAGCUCCACGCACAACCAUGCGUCGAACGACAGCUAGGGCUCCACGCACAACCAUGCGUCGAAUGACGACUAGGGCUCCACGCACAACGAGGCGUCGAACGACGACUAAGGCUCCACGCACAACCAUGCGUCGAAUGACGACUAGGGCUCCACGCACAACGAGGCGUCGAACGACGACUAGGGCUCCACGCACAACCAGACGUCGAACGACGACUAGGGCUCCACGUACAACAAGAUCUCGGGGUAUGAGUACCACCUCAUCAGACAUGUCCGCGACGACUUUCCCGAGUGAGUCAUUGAUGGCGACGCCCUCACCAGAUGAGAUGUUCGGCCUAAUGCCUUCACCGACUGAGUCUUCGACCCCAACACCGCUUGCACCAGCUAACCAGAGCGAAUCCCCGUUCCCAAUGUUUUCGCUGGAGCCUACAGAAGAAGACAGGAUCCCGGAUCCUCUGGGCAGCUGCACCCUUCGUAAAGAUCGACUCACUGUGGCAUGCGUAUGCUUUGCCUCGCUGAACAAGGAUAUUAAAAUGUUGAUCUCUCGGGCAGAUGUGGUAAGCAGAUGCGUGGACCUCUUCGAUUCGAAAGACAACAUUCGCAGGCUUGGAUUUGCGUGCGACAAAUUCAGGGAAAAUGGGGAACUGGAGGAAGACAAAGUGAGGAGGCGAAUUAACGUGGUGGACAUGUGUCUGGAGUCGUAAUGUAAUUAUGGGGUUUCGGCAGAAAGAAAGAGAGUUUUGUUGAUCAGAGUGCGAACGGGCGCAACGGGCGCCACCCUUCCUGUGGCCCGCUUCGCUUUGAGAUAGGAAUUGCGAGCAAGGGCGACGGCAAGGUAAUUGGGGUACGUCAUCUUACCACAUGCUGUAGAUCUAGAUGCUUUUUCUUAUGAGUGAGAGUUUAUCAAAGAGUAGAGCCUGCAUA